Heterobasidion irregulare TC 32-1 is the source of this 3009-nucleotide messenger RNA. RefSeq lists its product as uncharacterized. The annotation marks the transcript as partial. The record is from RefSeq and is a predicted model, not a curated record. Gene Ontology annotation, molecular function: protein binding. Lineage: Eukaryota; Fungi; Basidiomycota; Agaricomycetes; Russulales; Bondarzewiaceae. The transcript is spliced from 8 exons.
AUGGCAGAAUCUGAAUCGAACACUCGAUUUUCUGCUAUCUGGGCGUUGGCACUGGAGGAAUACAGGAGCGACACCAACAAGGAUCCCACCUCGACACCACUCGAGGCCGAUUCUCCCGAUGCGCUUCUCGCGGUCAUCGAUGAAAAACAACGUACUUUCAAACAUUAUCGAAGCAAGGGAGAAAAGAUCAGGAGAGUUCUCAAGCCUAUAUUAGAACUGGUACUUCUGUUCUCUGAGGCGGCCGGGGAAGGCACGGCACUGACAUUUCUACCAUCGAAAGCAAUUUUUGUCGCCAUUCGCGUACUACUUGGAGCGGCCAAAAAUGUGACCGCUAAAUAUGAUGCGAUCAUCGAUGUGUUUGAGGAGAUGGGAAAUUUCCUCGAUCGCUUGCGGGUCUAUAUGCAACAGGAUGUCACAGCACCAAUGCGGAAGAUCUUCGUCGAGAUACUAUCACAAAUGCUGAGGACGUUCGGAAUAUUCACAAAAUUUAUGAAGCGAAAUCGUCUUACUCACUACUUCAGGGGGCUCGUUGGUAUGGAUGAUGUGAAGGGCGAAUUGGAGAAGUUAAGAGGAUUGUCGAACCAGGAAAUCCAAAUGGCUACUACGGUCACCUUGGUGAACACCACAGAGAUAGUCAACAAACUUCGAGACGAGUUUGAAACAAAAAUUCGCGCGUGGCUCAGUCCACCUGACCCAUCCACAAACCACAACACAGCCUCUCACAUACGACAGAGUGGAACUGGCGAGUGGUUCGUUGGCGGAGAUGAUUUUCAAAAUUGGACGCAGGACCCCAACUCCUUUAUAUGGAUUCGUGGUAUUCCUGGCAAUGGGAAAACAGUCCUAUGCUCCAAGGCCAUCGAUACUCUGCAACACCGAUAUCACGGAGACGCAUCUGUGGCCGUCGCCUAUUUCUACUUUGACUUCAACGAUCACGCAAAGAUGCUAUUUCGUGCUGCUAUCAAUUCUCUAAUCACCCAACUCGUGGCUCAAUGCCACGGAACCAUUCCGAUUACUGUCAAGAACAUCUAUACUAGAUGCUACAAUGGCACCCAGCAGCCCAGUUACGAUGAUCUGACCAUGGUACUCAAGGAAAUGGCUGCCUGUUUUGACCGCACUUUCAUUGUGCUUGAUGCCCUUGACGAGUGUGCUGGAUUGGAACGGACGAGUCUUCUGCAAUUUUUGUCUCAAAUGAAAGACUGGGGUCUUGCGAGUCUUCGCACGUUGGUCACAAGCCGAUCGGUAUUGGAAAUCGAGGACGCCAUCGCAUCCCAAGUUGAUUGGCGACUCGACCUCCAGACUGAGGCUCGCUUCGUUAAUCAAGACAUUCAAAUGUACCUUGACAGUCUUUUGAGUCGUGAUUUUUCCCUUCGAAAGUGGGGGGCUGAAGAAAAGGCGAUGAUAAGUGAGACUCUCCUCGAGCGUGCUUGUGGGAUGUUCCAAUGGAUUCGCUGUCAACUCGAUACUUUGAGGAUGUGUGUCUCCUACGCUGACCUCGAGGCGGCCCUAGUAGGCCUUCCAAAGACGUUGGACGCAACCUAUGAACGCAUACUUCAGAAUAUUCCGGAAGAUCACCAGCCCAGAGUUCAUACAAUCCUGCAAUUUCUCUGUUUCUCUGCAUCCCCUAUGACGCUACAGGAAAUUGCUGAAGUCGUUACUAUCGAAGAGGAUUCUCUCACUGUUGCACGCUAUGAACCUCGUCGCCGACUUCGCAGUCCCGAGGACGUGCUGACACUCUGCGGAAGCUUAGUCUCACUGUCGUCGAAGACCGUGACUCGGGGCAUGUUUGGUUGGAGCACAUCACCUGUUGACCCCGCUCAUAGCUCUUUCGGGAAGAUACUGAGACCAUCCCAUUUCUCCGUACAAGAGUUUCUCAUCUCACAACGGAUACAAGCAGGCAAGGCAUGGAAUUAUGGUAUCAAUGCAGGCUUGGCACACCGAAGUAUGGGUUUGACUUGUAUUGCCUAUCUCCUGCGAUUCGAUGGUCCGGAUGGAUCAGACACUAACAGGAUGACACAUCGUGACUCUGAAGUUGCGUUGUCACCGUAUGCGUCUUGGCAUUGGAUGGAGCACUUCCAGGCAGGCGGUGCAGAGGCUUGUAUUCCUUUGCGGAAAUUAGCCUUAGAGCUUCUUCACCAUCCGCGCUGUGAACAAUUUCUUAACUGGAUCAGAGUCAAAGAUCCAGAUCCUCGUCCCAAUGACAUGACGCAGUUCUCCUCGGAGCGCGAUACAGAGGAAACCCCCAAUCCACUGUAUUAUUCUGCCUUAUACGGAUGGGUCGAGAUUUCACGGCAUUUGCUAGGACAAGGCGCAGACAUAGGGGCGAAAGGAAGCACCUUAGGAAAUGCUUUACAGGCAGCGUCUUAUGGUGGUCACGAAGGUGUUGUCAAUAUACUAUUGGACAGGGGAUUAGACGUCAAUGUGUGCGGAGGGGACUACGGGAACGCGCUACAGGCAGCGUCUCACAAAGGCCAUGAACCUGUUGUAUCGGUGCUAUUGACUCGAGGCGCGCACGUCAACGCGCAAGGAGGAUAUUUUGGAAAUGCACUUCAAGCGGCCGCGGCGGGUGGCCACGAGUCCAUCGUCCGUUUGCUUUUAGGACGAGGCGCAAGUGUAGAUUCGCAGGAAGGGUGUUUUGGAAAUGUGCUGCAGGCAGCGGCUUUCGCAGGCAGCACGGUCAUAGUGAGGCUCUUGUUGGAGAGGGGCAUGGACGUCAAUAUGUUCGGAGGAGAUUUUGGAACAGCGUUGUAUGCGGCAUCUUGUUGUGGUCAUAAAGAGACAGUGCAGUUGCUAAUAGAAAGAGGAGCAGAUGUCAACGCCGAAGGAGGGGACAAUUGUCGGUAUGCCCUACACGCCGCGGCGCUGAGAGGCCAUAUAGACGUUGUACAGCUACUUUUGGAGGGGGGUGCAGAUGUAGACGCGGAGGAUCCAGGAGGAAACGGAACUGCACUUGGCGCAGCCAGAUAUAUAGGAGACGAAGAAAUAGUCCAACUCCUCAUCGCCAACGGCGCC